Molecule: messenger RNA, 444 nt
Organism: Rhipicephalus microplus (southern cattle tick)
Lineage: Eukaryota; Metazoa; Arthropoda; Arachnida; Ixodida; Ixodidae
Product: heparan sulfate glucosamine 3-O-sulfotransferase 6
Molecular function (GO): [heparan sulfate]-glucosamine 3-sulfotransferase activity
Source: RefSeq, a predicted model, not a curated record
GUUGACCGAAGCAAGCCGCUGGUUCGAGUCGGCCUGUACGAUGAGCAUGUGGCUCGCUGGCUGGAGUACUUCCCCCGCUCCAGCUUCCACUUCGUCAGCGGCGAGAGGCUGGUGGCGCAGCCCGAGCGAGAACUGGCCUCGCUUCAGCGCUUCCUGGGCCUCAGGCCGCCCUGGGUCGGGGCCCAGCAUCUCGUUUUCAACAGCACCAAGGGAUUCCCCUGCCUCCUUCGGGAACCUGGCGCGACGCCCCACUGUCUGGACCCCUCCAAGGGCCGCCCUCACCCCAAGAUCGAUCCCGUCCUCGAGAGGCGGCUACGUGAUUUCUACGCACCGCACAAUCAGCGCCUGUACAACAUUAUUGGCCGGGACCUGGAGUGGCCACCUUGAAGUACAGUGCCCUGUCGUUGAAUGUGUUAAUGCGUGAAGGGCGCUUGCAAUGAAGCA